This is a messenger RNA of Pieris rapae (cabbage white), 2065 nucleotides long. RefSeq names its product geranylgeranyl pyrophosphate synthase-like. The transcript is spliced from 9 exons. NCBI's taxonomy places the organism in Eukaryota, Metazoa, Arthropoda, Insecta, Lepidoptera, Pieridae. Gene Ontology annotation, molecular function: prenyltransferase activity. The record is from RefSeq and is a predicted model, not a curated record. Gene Ontology annotation, biological process: isoprenoid biosynthetic process. Bases 316 to 1218 code for a protein of 300 amino acids.
GUUUCAUACAUUGGUCGUUUAAAACAUCAUUGUUGUUAAAGAAAUAGCGCACUUAAGGAUCAUUUGUAAUGUAAGAUGUCCAAUACAUAGUACGUGGAAACGAGUAUAAUCAUAAUAAAGUUAUUAAUUAACAAGAAGCUAAUGUUACACGCAGCGUUUUAACUCUCUGUUACCAUUUAGUUUGUGUUGUGGAGACAUGGCUAUUGGGUUAAUAAUAUUUUUCAGAUAUUAACGUGUACAUAUUAAAUAAUAAAAAAAUUCCUCCACUUUUAACAGUGAAGUUAUUCCGUCAAAGUGGGUGAUAAUAUUUUGACAAUGUCUGGAGAAGAUAACGUUCCUGAUUUGGAAGAGGAAAUGCUCCUACCCUACUUCCAUGUAAUAAAAGUGGAGAGUAAAGGAAUAAGAAACCGAAUAGCAGAGGCCUUUAACCAUUGGCUCAAGAUUCCUAAUGAGAAGAUGAAAGAGAUUAUUGAUAUCAUGGCCAUGUGCCAUAAUGGUACACUUAUUUUAGACGACAUACAAGAUGACAUAGAUGUUAGGCGUGGAAUUCCCUCAGCCCAUUGCGUUUAUGGAGUACCCAUGGCUUCGAAUUCUGCCAUUCAUGUCAUUGUCCUGGCUAUGCACAGGUGCUCUAAGUUGGGUCUAGAGGCACUAACAGUGUUUAAUGAAGAAGCACUCGAAAUAGUGAGGGGUCAAGGUAAAGAAAUCUAUUGGAGAGACACGUUCGUCUGCCCCACAGAAGCUGAGUAUAAGAAGAUGACAGAACAAAAAACAGGAGGAAUGCUGAACAUAGCUGUGAGACUGAUGCAGAUCUUCAGUGAGAAUACUAAUAAUUAUACGGAUUUAGGGAAGAAGCUCGGAUACUACUUUCAAUUAAUUGAUGAUUACUGCAAUAUUGGAGAACCUGAGAAGUUAGAGGAACGUCCUUCUGAUAAGGUGUUGCCAGAUUAUUAUAUGGAUUUGACAGAAGGAAAGUUUACAAUACCUAUCAUACACGCACUGAGAACCGGUAAAAGAGAGGCUGUUUUAAGUAUACUUAAGCAGAGACCAACUAAUUUAGACUUAAAACGUUACUUCGUGUCUCUUUUGGAGGAUCUCGGCAGUUUGGAGUACACAAGAAAGAUUAUUCGGGACUUGGAAGCCCAUUUGCGGAGUGAAAUUCGUCGUCUCGGUGGUAACCCACUUAUGGAUGCAGUGCUGGACCAAUAUAGUGUUUAAACAGACAUCUGGAGGUUAUAGAAUCUUCAUAAUCGUGAUAAUAUAAUAUUUUAUGACCAUUAUAAUUAGGUUACUACCAAUGUCUAUUAACAUUUUAUGUAUUAUAUAUUAGAAUACAUUCAUUAUAACAAAUGCUUUGUACUUGCAAACUUAUUGUUUAUACGAUCUCAAACAUAUGUGAUAUCCGAUGCUACAAAAAAACGAAAAUGUAUUUUACUUUUACUGUUGAAACGUCCAGGCCUUAAAAUCACGGAGUCAAUUGAAUUUUUAUGUGCACAAUUAACACUUAAUACUGUACAAGAAAACAUUGUAAUUGAACUGGCAUGUCUUAGAUCCAUUAUAUUACGAUAGGCGUUGUAAUUAGCAAAUCUAAUUAGUAAAAAUAAGAAAAGAAACCAAUGCAAUUUACAACGCUAGUGCAUAUGUGUGUGUAUGCCAGUAGAUAUUUAUUAAUAAAACUAAUUAUAAAACAUUUAUUGAAUAAUUACUAAUUAUAAUAGUUACAUGAAUUAUGGUGUGUUAUUUCUUCUGUCGAGUAACCAGGACACUGCGCUUUUCCGCCUGGCAGACGUCCAAAUAGGAUACAGACGGCAAUGAUUUGUCUGCAAUAGUUACUUCCGGUAUGCACCAUGUUACAAAUUUGCGCCCAAAACUGCUAUUUAGAAUCGGUCUGUUGGUCAAGGCCACUAUUAAAUCAUUACAUACAAUAAGGAUACGUAAAGCCUGAUUGUGUAGUUAACAGCUUUUCUACUCGAAUGCGUAGACACGCAACAUAUUACCUUUAUUUGUUCAAUACCAUUAAAACAUAAUCAUAAUGUGUUUUAAAUUUCUCACCCCUUGAUUAAUU